CCGGGCCGUUCAACCCCUCACUACAGCAAACACAUUGUUGGACACCGCAACUCAACUUGAGAACCCCGCUCCUCGCUUGCACCACGAGUGAAGCAGGUAGUAUUCCAAAUACUGCGCGAUCCCAUUCCAAAAAAAAAAAAAAAAAAAAAAAAAAAAAAAAAAAAAAAAAAAGGAAAGGAGGAAAAAAUAAAAAAAAAGAAAAGAAAACAGAUCCGCUAGAGCAUCAGAUUACAUUAGGAUAUCAGCGCAGUGGUCUGGAGACGCCAGGCCGACUCAAUUCGACUCACCCAGGGCCACGGCUGAAACCGAGAAGUCUACCGCUGAGGCGGUGACGGAUAUGGAUCUCUCACGGCCUGUUCUCGAUCCGGCGGCGGAUGAUCGUUCGGAAAAGGUCACAUCAGCUGGGCCGGAAGGCUCCUCCACCACAGAAGCCGAACCAUUCUCCGUCUUCACCAAUGGCCAGAAGAGAUGGAUCAACUGGGUCGCCUCCUUCGGCGCCAUGUUUUCGACGCUCAACAGCUACAUAUACUUUCCGGCCGUGGUUCCCAUCGCUAGUGACCUCAAUGUUUCGGUAGCCUUGGUGAACUUAACCAUCACUUGCUACCUCGUUGUUGCGGGCAUUGCACCUGCAAUCAUGGGAGACUUGGCGGAUCAUGAAGGAAGGCGACCUGCGUACAUCAUCAUGUGCGUCCUCACGGUUGGCGCCAACGUGGGGUUGGCCCUCCAACGGUCUUAUCCUGCCCUGGUCGUGCUGAGAAUGAUUCAAGCCGCUGGUUCCUCGGGCGCCUUCGGGGCGGCACACGGCGUCGUCUCGGAUAUCUCCCCGGUUGCGGAGAGGGGAUCCUUCACCGGCACGGUCAUUCUCUUUACGAACACCGCACCCAGCUUCGGUCCGAUCAUCAGCGGGGUCCUGGCCGAGACUGUAGGCUGGCGGUGGAUCUUCUGGCUCUUGACCAUCUUGACGGCGACCUACUCGGUGGUGCUGGUCUUGUUCUUCCCUGAGACACAACGCAAGCUCGUCGGGAACGGCAGUAGACGGGUGCAGUGCCUCCUCUACCGCAGCCUCUUUUCGACCGUUACCAGUCACCGCCACGUGAUGGACAAGACCAUCGAGCCGUCGCGACCGAAGCACCACAUUCCCAACCCGUUCGCUUGCCUGCCCAUGCUCGCCUAUAAGAACAACUUCCAUCUUGUGGUUUUCGCGUCCAUAACCUACGCCCUGAGAAUGACCCUGCAGGCGUCUCUCGGAUCUCAGUGUCCCGGGAUAUACCGACUGAACUCUCUCCAGGCUGGACUCAUCUUCUUGCCGCCCGGUGUUGCGGGCGCAGUGGCAGCCAAGCUCCAGGGGGUGCUGAUUGACAGGAACUAUAAACGAAUGUGCGCACAGCUUGACGGCGCCGAGUUCCACCGGGGAGAGGAUAUUUCCGACUUCCCCAUCGAGAAGGCCAGACUCAAGGGCGCGACGGUCAUGAUCGCUAUUACUGUCGCCGCGACGGUUGGGUACGGUGUGGCGUUGAUGACGCGUGCUCACAUCUCGGUGAUGCUGAUCAUGCAGUUCGUAACGAGCUAUACCACGAGCAGCGUCUUCUCGAUCACCAACACGCUGCUAACAGACCUUAACCCAACCCGGGCGGCAUCGGUCCGAGGAGCCUCGAACCUGGUACGGUGCCUGCUCGCUGGUGGCUGCAUCGCGGCACUGGAGCCGGUGACGGAGAGGAUCGGACUGGGAUGGUGUUUCGGCGUGUAUGCUAUUCUUCAGGCGCUGGUGGUGCCGUUAAUUUGGCGACUGGAGGCGAAAGGCUUGACAUGGAGGGAAGAGCGGGCAGCUCGGCUGGCCCGGGAGGGUGCAAAUCAACCCUAAAUAAGGGGCUAACAUCCCGGUCGAUGCCCCGGCCAGGCCAGGCGGAUCGAC
Messenger RNA from Thermothielavioides terrestris NRRL 8126, 1912 nucleotides. RefSeq lists its product as uncharacterized. Bases 338 to 1861 code for a protein of 507 amino acids. The transcript is spliced from 5 exons. Gene Ontology annotation, molecular function: transmembrane transporter activity. Gene Ontology annotation, biological process: transmembrane transport. Lineage: Eukaryota; Fungi; Ascomycota; Sordariomycetes; Sordariales; Chaetomiaceae. The record is from RefSeq and is a predicted model, not a curated record.